Molecule: messenger RNA, 1354 nt
Organism: Corythoichthys intestinalis (scribbled pipefish)
Lineage: Eukaryota; Metazoa; Chordata; Actinopteri; Syngnathiformes; Syngnathidae
Product: transgelin-like
Exons: 4
Coding region: 174-851 (225 amino acids)
Biological process (GO): actin filament organization
Cellular component (GO): actin cytoskeleton
Molecular function (GO): actin filament binding
Source: RefSeq, a predicted model, not a curated record
GAAUGUGGUGAAGUCAUAUAUUUCAGACCAGGGUGUUUGCCGUAUUUACCUUGGCAACCUGCAAAGUGCACAGUGUACUGUGCUGAAGGGAUUAGAUAAGAGUGGGAGGAGAGCGGUGCAAGACAAGACAAGUGGACCAUUACAUACCUGAAUACGUCAAUACAAAGAACAAAAUGGCAAACAAGGGCCCGUCGUAUGGUCUUACCCGCGAAGUGCAGAACAAGAUUGACAAGAAAUAUGACCCAGAGCUGGAGGAAAUACUGGUGGAGUGGAUCAUAGCCCAGUGUGGACCCAAUGUGGGUCGGCCAGAGUCGGGCAGACCUGGCUUCCAAGAGUGGCUGAAGAAUGGAUGUGUGCUGAGUGAGCUCAUUAACAGCUUGAGUGCCCCCAACAAGCCAAUAAAGAACAUCAAGCGCUCCGGAAUGGCCUUUGCUCAAAUGGAGCAAAUCUCACUGUUCCUCACCGCAGCGGAGAAAUACGGAGUCACCAAAACAGACAUAUUCCAGACAGUUGACCUCUAUGAAAGUAAGACUACUUUAUCUCUUGGUUUUUUUUUUGUGGUGUGUCUUAUUCAUUUGAUUAUUCAUCUCCAAGGCAAGGAUAUGGCAGCUGUCCAAAGGACCUUGGCGGCUCUGGGUAGUUUGGCUGUCACAAAGAAUGAUGGGAACUACAAAGGAGACCCCAGCUGGUUUCAUAAGAAAGCCCAAGAGAACAGGAGGGAUUUUUCUGACGAGCAGCUGAGCGAAGGCAGGAACGUCAUCGGCCUGCAAAUGGGCACAAAUAAGUUGGCGUCCCAAGCUGGCAUGACUGGUUACGGGAGACCCAGACAGAUCAUCAACAACAACCCAUAAAACUCAUAAAAAAGGUUUUGAGGCUGCCUCUGCUCGGUGAAAAACGGAGAAACUCUUCGACGAAUGUGACCCGUCUGUUUUUUUCAGACCAAACUGGACCAAAAUGGGGACCAAAGCAACCACGUGCACAUAAAUCAUCUAAAUAGAGAUGUUUCCUUGCCAGUUAAGCAUUUUGAUUAACAUCUUACCUGCUAAAGUGCGUAUUUUGCAAGUUUCAUUAGGAAAAUGUUAAACUACGGCUGAAUUACGUUCAAGUUUAGACAGUUGAGGGCUACUAUACUACUACAAAUGAUGCGUUCAAAGAAACUCCGGCAGUGUUAACAGCUGCAAACAUUUAUAGCUGAAUUCCAAUGGGAUUUCUUGAAACAAAGCCACAGAAACCAAACAGAUGAUCAUUGUUUCAUUUCUGCUUUCAAUACUUUUUAUAAUCACACUGAUGGUCCUAUUGUUGUAAUGCAUUUAGUUUGAAAUUGAUUUGAAAAUAAAGUUAUUUUUUAAACUUC